Messenger RNA from Cololabis saira (Pacific saury), 1960 nucleotides. RefSeq lists its product as uncharacterized. Lineage: Eukaryota; Metazoa; Chordata; Actinopteri; Beloniformes; Belonidae. The coding region runs from base 83 to 1960 and encodes 625 amino acids. The transcript has 7 exons. The record is from RefSeq and is a predicted model, not a curated record.
UGGAGGUGGAAGGUGGAGGACGGACGGUCGAUGUCGUCUGAGGAGAAAUUCUUCUUCUGAGUUGGUUCAGACUGAAGGAGAGAUGAAGAGGAUUGAGCUGCUGGUGGUCCUGCUGCACGUUUCCCAGCAUGCCUCUGGUGUAGAAGUGUUUGAUGGUGAGGAGUCGGUCCAGUUGCCCUGUCAAGUCAACAUCUCUGUUUCCAAGGACUCCACAGUGCACUGGAGCCGCGAGGACCUCAAGUACUCCAUCGUACACAUCCGUCAGCAGACUCGUGAUGACCUUAUGGACCAAAACAAACGUUACAGGAAUCGGACUUCGAUGAAGAUGGACGCCCUCCAGACCGGAGACCUGAGCCUGACUCUGAAGAAUCCUACCAUCUCUGACAGUGAAACCUACACCUGCACCGUCCGCAGGUUUGGAGAAGAGCUUAGUCGAAUCGACGUGCUGCUGGAAGUGAAGGAGCGCUUUCCUCCAAUCCUCCUGCCAGUUGUCCUGGUUUCCCUGGUUCUCCUGGCCUCUGUCUCUGGUUUGUUCUUUUAUCUACGAUACAAAAGAAUGAAACACAAUCCAGACUCUCAGGUGGAGGUGGAGUCGGGGGUGGAGUCUGUCCAACUGCCCUGCAAAACGACAAAUGAUCUGUCAGAACAUGCCAAAGUGGAGUGGAGGGAUGGUACCGGCAGGAAAGUCCAUGUGUAUCCGAACAGCUCUGACCAGGAAGAAGAACAACACUGGUGGUACAGAGGUCGGACGGAGAUGAAGAAAAACCUGGAGACUGGAGACCUCAGUCUGACCCUGAAAUACCCCACGGACAGAGAUAGCUGCACCUACACAUGCAUCGUGUACAGCAAGGAGGGAGACUCACUGAUGGAGAAACAAGUGGAACUCACAGUCAAAGUUCCCCAGGUGGAUGAGGAGGAGGGGGCAGAGUCUGUUCACCUCCCCUGCAGAGCCACAGGUCGCCUGUCUGAAGAUGUGUCAGUUGAGUGGACCUGUGUUGACAUCUGGAUCACGAAGGUCCACGUGUUUCAGAACGGUUCUGACCACCUGGAGGAACAGCACAAAAGCUACAGAGGCAGAACAGAGAUGAAGAAAGGCCUGCUGGAAACUGGAGACCUCAGUCUGACCCUGAAACGUCCGACAGACAGAGACAACUACUGCUACACCUGCACCGUCUGCAGUGGGGAGGGGAACAUCCUGAUGCAGAAGCAGGUGAAGAUCCGGGUCAAAGUCCGUCAGUUGGAGGCGGAGGAGGGGGAGAGGUUUGUCCUGCUGCCCUUCAGAACAACACCUGACCUGCCUGAAGAUGCUCAAGUUAAGUGGUGGAGAUACGAUCCUGAACCCCCGAUGACGGUUCUGAAAUACCAGAACAGUUGUGAGCAGCGGGACCAGCAGGACCAGUUUUACAGAGGCCGGACAGAGAUUCCCGAAGACCACCUGAAGACUGGAGACGUCAGUCUGAAGCUGAAAUACCCCACAGACAGAGACACGGGCAGAUACAUCUGCAGCGUCACCAGCACGACUGUUUCCAGAAAGAAGACGGUGCUGCUUCAAGUCGUCAACCGACAGAUGGAGGUGGAGGAGGGGGCGGAGUCUGUCCAGCUGCCCUUCAUAACAACAGCCGGCCUCCCUAAAGACACCAGAGUGGAGUGGAUCCGCUAUGAACCUCAACACAUGAAGGUCCACGUGUACCAGAACGGCUCUGAGCAUCCCGAAGACCAGAACUCGAUUUACAAAGACCGAACAGAGAUGAAUGAAGACCCGCUGGAAUCUGGGGACCUGACUCUGACUCUGAAACAGCCCACAGUCGGAGACUCAGGGACAUACAGAUGUGAAGUUUGCAGCCGAGAGGAAAAGUGCCGCAGAGAGACGACAGUGGUCGUCAGAGUCAGACGUCAGUAUGAAGCUGAGAGUCCAAAUGAUGUGGGAAUGGAAGGACUUCCCCUGAUCCAAUUCAGAUGA